Polypterus senegalus (gray bichir) is the source of this 1965-nucleotide messenger RNA. Its product is annotated as gastrula zinc finger protein XlCGF7.1-like. The transcript is spliced from 2 exons. Bases 503 to 1303 code for a protein of 266 amino acids. Lineage: Eukaryota; Metazoa; Chordata; Cladistia; Polypteriformes; Polypteridae. The record is from RefSeq and is a predicted model, not a curated record.
UUUCUCUGUUGGUCUUGAACUUCAAAAGCAUGAAACUGAGGAUAUUUUCAAGCCAGAUGCCUGUGAAGAAUCUCCAUUCAGUUUACAGCCCUGGUCCACUAAUACGGGACGACUGGCUACGCAGGACAAUUCUGAAGAGCUGAAAACAGAGUUAUCGGAGUCUGCAGAGAAAAUCACCGAGGGAAAUGAGAGAGAAGGAGAAGAGUCACCUGGGAGUGUUGGAAUAAAUUUACAGAAGAAUGGCAGCUUCUCUCCACCUUCAUUUGGUCAGUCCUCUCUUCAGUACAAAGAGAAAGGUACGAAGAAAUCAGCAAGAGAAUCAGAGAACCAGACAGCAGCCUUUUUGCAGUGCAGUUCUCUCCCUGCUGCUGGAGCAACACAGACAGAAGCCAUCAAAAAUAAUCGACGGCAAGUGGAGAAAGAAAUCAAAAUUCACACGGGACAAAAAUGUUGUCUGGAAUGCGGCAAACAAUUCACACACAAAAAUGAUCUUAAUAAGCACAUGAAGAUUCACACUGGAGAAAAAACAUAUUAUUGUAAUGAAUAUGGCAUGCAUUUCCCAGAGAUCAAGAAUCUUAACAAACACACAGAAAUUCACUCUGGAGAGGAGAAACCUCAUUGCUGUAAUGAAUGUGGGAAACGAUUCUCAAUGACAAGGUAUCUUCAGAGACACAGAAGAAUCCACACAGGAGAAAAACCACAUUGUUGUUCAGAAUGUGGUAAGUUGUUCUCAAGGAGAAGCUAUCUUCAAAAGCACAGAAUAGUCCACACAGGAGAAAAAACUCAUUGCUGUACAGAAUGUGGUAAUUCAUUCUCAUGUAUAAGCUAUCUUCAGAGACACAGACAAAUCCACACAGGAGAAAAACCUCAUUGCUGUCCAGAAUGUGGUAAGUCGUUCUCAAGGAGAAGUGAAAUUCAUUGGCACAAAAAAAUUCACACAGGAGAAAAAACUCAUUGCUGUCCAGAAUGUGGUAAGUUGUUCUCAAGGAGAAGCGAUCUUCAGGGGCACAGAAAAAUCCACACAGGAGAAAAACCUCAUUGUUGUCCAGAAUGUGGCAAGUCGUUCUCAAUGAGAAACAGUCUUCAGAACCACAUAAGAAGCCACACUGGAGAAAAACCUCAUUGCUGUUCAGAAUGUGGUAAGUCGUUCUCACGGAGAAGCCAUCUUCAGAGGCACAGAAGAAUCCACACAGGAGAAAAACCUCAUUGCUAUUCAGAAUGCGCCGAACACUUUUCUGACAAAUGCAGUUUUCAAAGUCACACAAAAAUUGAUAUUGAAGAAAAAGCCAUAUGCUAUUCCUAAUGUGGAAAAAGGUUUUAAACAUUAGCUCUUUUCAAGUAAACACACACUCUCACUAAACAGAAAAUACAGUAUUGAUGUUCUGAAUGUGGCAAAUGUUAUAUAAGCCAGAGAAAAAUCCAUACUGAAGAAAAAUUGCAUUACUGUUCUGAAUUUGAGAAAUUUAAGCAUGCUUCAGUGCCACAUCAGCACUCAUACUGGAGAUAAACCUUAUUGUUGUCCUGAAAGUGAUAUACAGUUCUCACAACAAAGCACCCUAAAAAGUCACAUCAGACUUCACACCGGAGAGACACCUCACCAUUGCUUGGAAUGUGACAAACAAUUCUCACACCUUUAAUUCUCUUUAUAAUCAUAGAAGUCAUACUGGCAAGAAAUGGUUACAUUUGUACUGAAUGUGGAAUGCAAUUCUCAUAUAACAGUUGUCUUCACAAAUAUAAAAUAAUUCAUUCAGAUAAGAAACAAAGCUUUUCUAAGACAGCAGGACUCCUAAAGAUCACAUGAGAAUUCACUCUGGACAGAAGCCCUAUUGCUAUUCUGAAUGUGGCAAACGAUUCUUAUGUCCAUGCACAAUUAGGUGCCACAGAAGGAUCCAUAUUGGAGUAAAGCCUUUCCCAGAAAUGAGAAAUGAUCUUCCUAUUGGCUCCUCAACCAAAAAAAAAAAAAAA